This is a messenger RNA of Drosophila sechellia, 2626 nucleotides long. RefSeq names its product corticotropin-releasing diuretic hormone 44 (gene Dh44). Gene Ontology annotation, molecular function: hormone activity. Lineage: Eukaryota; Metazoa; Arthropoda; Insecta; Diptera; Drosophilidae. The transcript has 4 exons. Bases 315 to 1373 code for a protein of 352 amino acids. The record is from RefSeq and is a predicted model, not a curated record. Gene Ontology annotation, cellular component: extracellular region.
GUCGUCAGCCUGUUGCGUUCGACAUUCGAUUUCGAUGCUGGGUGAAAAUCCAUCAGAGGAACCAAAGCCACAAGCUCCAGCAACAGUUCAAGAUUCCGAAUCAGUUAACGUUUCGCGACGCGACGCGUGAAUACAUAAAAUAAAUUAGAAAAAGAUAAACAAGCCAUAAAAGCAGGGGGGCUCUUUCCCAAAAUAAGACAAUUCGAAAACCCACGCGAAAUAUAUAGUAUCUCGAUCGUCAUAAAUCAAUCCGUCGAGUGUGCAUCCGAGUUCCGCAGAUCCAGCGAAAUUAGAGGCAAUUACCACUGAUAAGAAUGAUGAAAGCCACAGCAUGGUUUUGUCCGGUGUUAUUAACUUUACUGUGUGCCACAAGGCUCGUCUGCACGGCCCAAAGAGGAGCGGUUGGAGCAGGAGGAGCUGCGGGAGGAUCGGGAGCGGCAGCGGGUGCAGCGGAGGUCGGCGGAAGCGGCCGCACAAACGGAUAUCCUCUGGACUACCCGGAUGGAAUACGGAACUCACAGGAUGACUUUCUGCUGGCCAAGAGGAACAAACCGUCGCUGUCCAUUGUCAAUCCGCUGGAUGUGCUGCGCCAGCGGCUGCUCCUGGAAAUCGCACGCAGGCAAAUGAAGGAGAACUCCCGCCAGGUCGAACUGAAUCGCGCCAUCCUGAAGAACGUGGGCAAGAGGGUCAUGUUGCGAGGAGGAGGUGGAGGAUCGGGAGCAGGAGGAUUGGCUCCCAAGGUGAGCAGGCGCUACCGCCAGCAGUGGCCAGUGGAGCGGGAACUGGAGCGGGAAAGGCAGAGGGAGAGGGAAAGGGAUGCAGUUCGUGAGGAGCAGCUGGACCGUCAACAGCUGCUGCCCUGGAAGCAUUUCCCCAGCCAACUGUGGAGCUACGGAUGGGCCCAGUCGCCGUACAAGGAGUCGUCACAGUUACAGUUUGCGGACUCCCAGCAAUCAGCGUCGACUGGACCACAAUCCCAGGCACUCCAAAAGCAGUUGCAGUUGCUCAGCUAUGCGAAGAAACCACUGGACGUGGCCGGAAUGGGUCUGGCCAGGCAUCGGGUCAGCGGAAAUGAAGCCAACGAAACAAAUCAUGAGAACGACGAUGGCAAUGGGGCCAGUAAAAACCCGGCGAGAUAUGUGGAUGACGACGACGAUGAAGGCGAGGACAGCUACAAUGACGUGGGAACGGAGGGUGUGGGACUCGGACUGGGAAUGGGUGUGGGAUUGGGUCUGGAACGGUUCGAGGUGCUGGAGGACAAGCCCAACUGGGCCAACGAGGAGCCGAACGAGUUGAUGGUGGUUAAUGCAAAUGACCGCGUGCCCUGGUCCUUUCCCUACCGCUUUCACAAAAGUCAGCAUAACGUUAAUUAAGGAAGUAGGGAUUGAGAUGCAAACACAGAUAUACAGACACGAUAAAGAUACAAAUGCAGAUGCAGAUACAGAUACAGAUAUAUGUAAUACCGACACAGAUACCGAAACGGAUACGAUGCGAUAGGGGCACCCAACGGCUUCUGAGUGCUGCAAGGUUAUUAAUGCAAAUCGACGGUUCCUAAUGGCUGGCUACAAGGCAGGCAUGUUGUGUGUGCACAUACUCCCUUGAUGACAAACUUACUCCCUCGUUGCUAGAUGUACUCGCAUUUGAACUCUAUUUUAUCGAAAAUAACCAACGGUGUAUGUAACGAUUUAUGCUACCUCUCUCACAGAUACUGUUGAAAAUAAAGUCCCCGAUUAAUGUGAAACAUACAUACAUACCCAUACUAACGUGCAUACUACUAGAUACAGAUACUUUACUAGAUCGAAAUGGCCGAAACUUUUGUCAAUACACCGAUGCUGCUAAGGAUUAUAAACGUAAUUGCAUGCAUGCAUGCGUAAUUGAUAGUGAUCUAUGUGUAAUUUACAUAAUUGUUUUAACGGUCGACGUUAAUUAAUCAAUCGCAUGCAAUAUUGACUAGUCAAAUGGAAUUUUCACGUUUUUAUCCACAUAAGCAAAACUUGUUUACCAACUAUUAAUUGUGGUUUACAUUCUCCGCGGGCGGAAAUCGGUUUUUAUGUUCAUUACGUUUGCUUCGCUGUGCUUUAACUUGUGCAAAACAAAAACAAAACAAAAAAAUGCUCAAAUAGAAUUAACAUAGUGCCGAAAGUACUGUUCACACGCUCUUUUCGUUAAAGCUGCAUUUGGUCACUAUUGAAUUUGCGCUGUUGAAGGGUUCAAGUUUUAAGCUAUCAAGCGACAAAUGGUUCCAAAUCAUACGAGUAACGAGUAACGAAUUACGAAUUACGAAUAACUAAUAACAAAUAACGAUUUUAACGUAGAUCAAAAUCAGAAAUAUUACCCAAGCAAGUACUUCGAUACAUGAAUACGCCACGUGUUGUGUAAAUUAACAAGGAAUUUACCGAGCAAAUUAACCAUUUAAACGUUACGUUCUGUACAUUAAUAAAUUUAAUACGAAUUGAUUGCCCUACGUGUAUGUAAAUAAAAGUCCUUUUUCAAAAGAGCUAAACUAAUGAAAUUGCAAAAAAAAAACUAGAAGAAAAUUAUAUACUAUACAAAAUUAUACGUAUGUACGGAUAUACUUAUUUAAAAAAUAAAAUCAUGAGGCAUUGACAUGACAUUCAAUUACAAA